UGGGAAUGAGAAUGAGUAAAAAAAGAGGAUAACUUGUUGGGCCAUCUGACAAAGUGGUGGAAGUGAGAUAGAUGUUGCAGGUGGGAUUGCGGGGGUAGAUGUGGAUGGAACUGGUUUAGCUGUAGUCCAGGCAACGAUAGCCAACCGAAGCGGAUAUGUCACUCAGUCAUCCACGAGAAUACAGUCAGGGAACAAGUGCUUUGAAAAUGGCGUCGUGUGAGUUUAUUAUCGUGUCAGACUAGGAGUACAUCAAAUGGAAAUAAUUCACAGCGUGUGCCAUCAGCGGACACUAUUUACUACCAAAGUGGACGACUCAAUAGUUUAAGAAUUUUUUUUUUUUUAUAUUUUCAUCAUCACAAUUGUCCCAAUGACAUGGGAUUUUGCAGCAGAAGGCACUUUCUACUGACAAUAUGUACACUGCAACUUCUUACAACCGUCGAGCGCCAGGUGUUCGAUUUCCUGGGGUUUAUGUGGGCCCCGAUACUGGUCAAUUUCUUCAAUAUUAUUUUUGUUAUCCUCGGCUUCUUCGGAACAUUUCAGUAUAGACCUAAAUAUUUAAUAACGUAUUGUAUAUGGGACACCCUGUGGCUUGGAUGGAACAUAUUUUGUAUAUGUUUUUACCUAGAUGUUGGUAUAUUAGACAAGAAGAGUGAUAUUCUGAAUGUUGGAACGGGGAGUUUUUCGUGGUGGCUGGUUAAUGGACCAGGCUGCAAAGCAGACUACAACUAUACAGAGCCCGAGUUAUUUCGGCCAGUGCGACCGACUAAUGUUACAGGCUGCGUAUUAAGUUACGAAGUUAUUGAAGUCUUACAUGCAUCAACACAAUGUCUCCUAGCGUGCAUGGCGAUCAUCGGGGGAAUUUGCCUGAGUCGUGCCUAUCUCGAGGAGGAUGACAGCUUUGACUUUGUUGGAGGGGGUGACUUCGGUCUUGCUGGCCAUACACCGUUGCAUCCAAUGUACGUUAGCUACUCGGCCCUACCACCAGCCUCAUUACCACAAUCUAAUCAAAACUACCAAAGCUAUACGCGUGGCACAACCGGCUCAAACAAUUCCUCACUGUACUAUCGUGACGGUACAUUAUCCAAAAAUGAAGACAAAUCCCCCUUCAAUCAUCAUCAACAACGCGUUAAAUCACUGAUGGCAUCUCACGAUACAACUAGAAGUAACAAGAGCAGUGCAUCAACACGAAUUAUCGAGAAUAUCGAUUACUAUAACGACUAUUCAAAUCCGGUUGAUCAUUUGCACAGACCAGUAUCACCACCUGGUGAUUAUGACUCGUUGAACAGCUCCAUCAAGUCAAAAUUUGAGAAAAAUCGGCCGCGUUGUUACAGUCCCGUUGUGUCACCGGUUUUGAGGAGAGCACGUCCCUCACAACCACCUAAACAAAAUAGAAAUUCAUUCAAACCCCGAGUUUUUACUGAUCAUAUUCGUGAACAGCCUCUCAGAACUUUUUAUUCCGAUCCACGUCUAGCUGUCGAUCAACAGAACUCUAAUGAAACGCACAGAGAUAGUAGACCUAUAUCUUUGUAUGCUAGUAAAAUUAAUGAAUAAAUAAAUUGUAUCAAACGCCAAUGAAACGUUAGUGUUAGAUUUUCAAAGUAUCUUUGACUUGCCAAACGGAAUAAUAUUUUUUUAGAACAACUACUGGAAUAGAGGAUUCUUUUAUGUAAACGUACACUCAGAUAUAUUCAUAAUAUCAUUCCCUCUUAUUUAUUUCUUUUUUAUUAUUCAUUUGCUCGAUCUUCACAACGAGGAUGUCAUCCGAAUUAAACCCCAGUGCGCGAUAAGUAUUGUCAAUGAUUUUUGGUGGUUCGUGUUAUUUUCGAUUUCUUGUGGAAAUUUUAAUAAUCCGGUUUGUUUUAGUCAUGACAGUUGAUUUUUUUUUCUUGAAUUCAUAAAAUCAUCUUUUUCCUUUUAAUACAAAUUAAAAAAAAAAGAUUAAACGAUCUACAAUUUUCUGUUGAAUUCUUUCAUACGUUCAAUUCAAGGAAAAGAAAAUAGUCUGUAUUAAUCCAGUGAAUCUAUUUUAUAACUUCAAGAUUUCAAUUUAUUCUCCUCGUUAUUUUGAUUUAUGGUAGAAUGCUUGUUUUUUAUGUGUGUGGUGUUUAUUAAAAAAAAGUAAAACUACUGUUUUUUUUAAACAAUAGACUUAUUGUAUGUACUGUGAUAUGUAAUGAACGGUGCUGAAUGGUGUUUAAUAUUUAAUUUUUAUAAUCAAUUGUUGAAGUUUGCACGUUUCGAACGGAGGAAUUCCGAUAAAAAUUAUAAUUUUAUAUUUUUGAGUUUUCAAGCAUGGAUUUUAUUGGAGUGGUAUCCGGAUGUUUGCUGCCUUUUUUUUCGCACUGAUUAUUAAUUAUGUUUUAAUUAUACUCCUCUGUUUAAACUGUAAAACUCGAACAGAGUCUUUCAGUGGAAUUCCACUCUAAAAAAAAAACUAUUUAAUAAGUUUUUAUUAUUUACAUCACAAAUUUCAGUCACACAAUGUGAAACUCAUAUUUUUCAGAUGACAUUUAUAUUUAAGACUUUUCCCUUUGCAUUUACGUAGAUUCUAUCGAUUUAUCACUAGAUUAAAAAAAGUCUACAUAAUAUAAAGAUUAUUGUCCGAUACUUUCAUUUUUUUUUGUGUAAUAACUACACGAAAUUUUUUAUUCAUUCCAAUUUGCAAUAAUAAAUACUGCAAUUGCGAAACACUACUGCUUGGCUUUGUUUUUAUUAUUUUCCUUAACCUCUCACUCAUUUACUACAAUUCCUAUUUUUCCUCUAAUACGGUGUAUCAUCUGGGGUUCUAAUAAAAUCAUUGAUCAUUCGUGAAUGAUAGAUCAUUCACAGUAAAAAAUCAAUACGUUGUUGACUAAAGAUUAAAUAAAUUUAACGCAUGAGAUUAUGAAAGAGGAUGAAUUAAUAGGAUA
Messenger RNA from Fopius arisanus, 2909 nucleotides. It is a transcript of the gene NKAIN, whose product is annotated as Sodium/potassium-transporting ATPase subunit beta-1-interacting protein. The record is from RefSeq and is a predicted model, not a curated record. The coding region runs from base 373 to 1551 and encodes 392 amino acids. The transcript is spliced from 6 exons. NCBI's taxonomy places the organism in Eukaryota, Metazoa, Arthropoda, Insecta, Hymenoptera, Braconidae. Gene Ontology annotation, biological process: regulation of sodium ion transport.